Fopius arisanus is the source of this 5926-nucleotide messenger RNA. RefSeq names its product retinal degeneration B (gene rdgB). Gene Ontology annotation, biological process: phospholipid transport. Gene Ontology annotation, molecular function: metal ion binding; phosphatidylcholine intramembrane carrier activity; phosphatidylinositol binding. Lineage: Eukaryota; Metazoa; Arthropoda; Insecta; Hymenoptera; Braconidae. The transcript is spliced from 13 exons. The record is from RefSeq and is a predicted model, not a curated record. The coding region runs from base 696 to 4541 and encodes 1281 amino acids. Gene Ontology annotation, cellular component: cytoplasm.
CUGUGAGACGCAUGUAAGACUAGAGACUCGUCUAGUCUCGACAAACGUGCGUCCAAUGUAAUCACAGUGUGUUCUCCAUUAAAAACAAUCAAGAGGAAGUGUCAAACGAAACGAUCAACAAUCGUACCUGGCGACACCUUGGCAUUUGGUGCAUCUGCGCGUCAAGGCUUGUGGAGCGAUCAAUAUGAGGAAUGGUUUGAGCCUAGAAGCAUCAUCGGGGAUGAUGGUAACCCACUGUGUACCUGCCGGUGGGCCUUCAAUCUUCUCCAGUGUCUCAUCAACUCGUGGCCCCGUAUUUUCCUCAAGAAAACACCUGGGGCUAAUGAGCCAUUCAGCUUCAACGUAGUUUAUCAUUUCUCCUCUCAUUAAAUCCACGAAAUCCCACGCCGGGGACUCCCAUCAGCGCACGCGUACUAUUUUUUUUUUUUUAUCAAAAUAAGAAAUAAAAAAAUGCUGGAGAUAGCUCCAGUACCUCGCUGACGUUCAGCCCGACGAUUAGUGAUUGUUCCAGUGAAUGCAAUCGUCUCUUGUGAUUCAGAGGAAAGAUUUCGAAAUUUCUUCGAGUUUGGGUGUUUUUCUUUUUUAUGUCAACAAUUAUGAUCAUCACCUACGAUCAAUGGGACUUUUCUGGGGGGAGGGGGUAAUUCAGAGGUUUAGGGACAAGAAAUGCCAAGGUGUGAUUGAUAACAGCCAAAAUGCUGAUUAAGGAAUACAGAAUACCACUGCCUUUGACAGUGGAGGAGUACCGAAUCGCUCAGCUGUACAUGAUAGCUAAAAAAUCACGAGAGGAGAGCAAAGGAGUUGGAAGUGGUGUAGAAAUAAUCGAAAACAAGCCAUAUACGGAUGGUCCAGGAGGUAAUGGUCAAUACACUCACAAAAUCUAUCACGUUGGAUCCCAUCUGCCCGGUUGGUUCAAGAAUCUCCUCCCCAAAUCAGCAUUGACCACCAAGGAGGAGGCCUGGAAUGCCUAUCCUUACACAAAAACUCGUUACACCUGUCCCUUCGUCGAGAAAUUCUCCGUUGAAAUAGAAACCUAUUAUUUUCCGGACAAGGGACAGCAGGAAAAUGUCUUCAAGCUCUCUGGAAGUGAUUUGCGUAAUAGAAUAGUCGAUGUUAUUGAUAUUGUUAAGGAUCAGCUACUGGGAGCUGAUUACGUAAAGGAUGAGGAUCCCAAGUUAUAUAUAUCUCAGAAAAGUAGUCGGGGUCCGCUGGGUGAGACUUGGCUCGAGGAUUAUUGGACAGAAGUUAAGGGAAAAAGCCAGCCAACGCCAUCAGGAAAAUCACUGAUGUGUGCCUACAAACUGUGCAGAGUUGAGUUUCGUUACUGGGGUAUGCAAACAAAGCUUGAGAAGUUCAUCCAUGACGUGGCCCUGCGAAAAACGAUGGUUAGGGCGCACAGACAGGCAUGGGCCUGGCAGGACGAGUGGAUUGGUCUGACGAUGGAGGACAUCAGAGAGAUCGAGAGGCAAACCCAAGAGGCACUCAAGAAAAAAAUGGCUGCUCUAGAAGCUGCAGAGAGAGGUGAAUCCAUGGAGAACUUCGAGGGUGAUGACGAGGACAGUAAAACAAAUUCUGGAACAACACCUCAAGAGACCGAUGUCGCUAAGACACUGGCUGCUACACUCGGUAGUAUUGAGAAGAAUGAGGAUCCUCAGAGUCCACCGUCCAUCAGAAAACCAUCUGACAUUCCUAUUAUCAAUACUAAUGUGAGCUCUGAAGGUGAUGCCACGCCUGAUGAUUCACCCACUCAACAAUUGCCCAGCUCCAAAGUACCGGAAGACAAAUCAAACCUGAAGAAACCUUGGAAACGCACGUCUCAAACAAUUCAAUCACCAAGUUCCGCCAAAUCUUUCGAUAUUCAAAUAGCCAAUUGGAGAAUGGAGAGUAUUGUUCGUGAAUCGGAAUCCGGAAGUGAGGAUGAGUUCUUCGAUUGUCAAGCCGCUGGGAUGCUCAUACCCACCAUUCGAAGAGAAGACUUUGGGGACAAUACUUCAUUAGCUAAAUGGAGCUCGAUGGAUCUUCUUGGGGAGAAGGACGACUCGACUUCGCCGACAGCAGCUCCUUCGGACAAGUACGAGGACAGUAUAUUCUCGCCGUCGUAUCUUCAACGAGUAGCGAGCGAGGGGAAUCCCAAAAGACUGCACAUACGGACAUCAGCGAGUAUAGACGUUUCGUGUCCACCAUCGCCGAGUCACUCGCCCACUCAUCAACCCUGUCGCAUCACAGUUCUUCUGAUUGUCAUGCAUGCUGGAAGUGUUCUGGAUGCCAAUGUCGAUUUGACAGCAAAAAAAUCCGACAUAACGACAUUCAGAGGUGCUUUUGAAUCUGUCAUGAGGCAACACUAUCCCAGUAUGGUUGGACACAUUGCCGUGAGAUUUGUAUCCUGUCCGUCAAUCUGCACCGAUGGCCUUGGCAUUCUCUCCAGCUUGAGCCCGUACUCCUUUGAUGUAUCACCGAGCUGCGUUGACACACCUCCUGUCACCCACGACACUAUUCCCAUCGGCGCGAUUCCCCUUUUAGCUAGCUCUGCACCUGAGUAUCAGGACGCUGUAUCCAAAGUUGUCACUGGUGCCAAUCAGGUUUAUCAGGAUUUCGUUAGGAGUGAUGAGGGCAGAGGUUUUGCAGGACAGGUAUCAUUCGUUGGUGAUUCUGUUGGGUCUAUUCUCGGUUAUGACGCUCUGUGCAGAACUGUUCAAUAUCAGUCGAGGCAUGACAGUGAGAAUAGUAUUCUCGAUAAUGACAAUCAGACUGGGGAAAAUGGAGCGGGCGAGGAUAACCGACAUCUCAGUGCACCUACACCCAGACGAAGAUCAUCCUCUACGAGCGAUAGUUCCGGUCACUGCAAACUGGACUUCGACGUAAGUGAAUUCUUCAUGUUUGGAAGUCCCUUGGCGUUGGUCCUGGCCUACAGAAAAAUUUCAUCGACCGGAGAAAAGAGUAAUAUACAGAGACCACUUGUCAAUCAAGUUUACAAUCUCUUUCACCCAACUGAUCCCGUUGCUGCUCGACUGGAGCCCCUUAUCUCAGCCCGAUGUUCACUCCUGCCUCCAGUCAAUGUCGCGCGAUAUCAGAAAUACCCACUGGGCAAUGGACAGCCUUAUCAUUUACUGGAGGCUAUUCAAACAAAUCCCCAGCUCUUUGCCGAGGGAUUGAAUGCCCCGACAACGCCUCUUCAACAUCUACGUCGAUUGUCGGAUAUAUCGAUCCAGAGUACAAUGUCUGGUCUGAUUGAUAAUGUACCUCUCCAGGCUGUCUCUUCACUUACGCAGAAAUGGUGGGGCAACAAGAGAAUAGACUACGCCCUAUAUUGUCCUGAGGGACUUGCAAAUUUUCCAACAAAUGCACUACCCCAUUUGUUUCACGCUAGCUAUUGGGAGUCUUCGGAUGUUAUCGCUUUCAUUCUCAGGCAAAUUGGUAGAUUCGAUCUGCCGAUGCUCGGCGGUGAGGAAAAAGAACUCGCGACCUUCCGUCCAGGGCAACCCAGAGAAAAGUGGAAUAGAAAACGAACGUCAGUUAAACUUAAAAAUGUAGCAGCCAAUCAUCGAGCUAACGACGUAAUAGUUAAAGAAGGCACUCCACAAGUUCUGAUCGCGCGAUUUAUGUACAGCCCCAUAGAUAUGAUAGCUCUCACCGGUGAAAAGGUGGAUAUCCACGUGAUGAAAAAUGCACCAGCAGGUGAAUGGACUUAUCUGUCAACAGAGGUAACCGACAAGACUGGAAGAAUAACCUACAGAAUUCCAGACGAUAAAGUCCUAUCCUACGGUCUUUACCCCAUAAAAAUGGUUGUCCGGGGUGAUCACACAUCUGUCGAUUUUUUUAUGGCGGUAAUUCCACCGAAUACCGAGUGCGUCGUCUUCAGCAUUGAUGGCUCCUUCACGGCAAGCAUGUCAGUCACUGGAAGAGAUCCAAAGGUUCGAGCAGGUGCUGUCGAUGUAGUCCGACACUGGCAGGAGCUCGGCUACUUGAUAAUCUAUAUCACAGCUCGUCCUGAUAUGCAACAGCAGAAGGUCGUGUCCUGGUUAUCACAGCACAAUUUUCCACACGGUCUUGUUUCAUUUGCCGAUGGACUUUCCACUGAUCCUCUAGGUCAUAAAGCGGCUUAUCUGAAUAAUCUCGUUGAGAAUCAUGGUGUUAUUAUCCAUCAGGCUUACGGAAGCGCUAAAGACAUCACUGUGUACACGGCUAUCAGUUUGAAGCCCAAGCAGAUAAUUAUUGUUGGCAAAGUCUCUAAGAAACAUCAGCUGUUGUGCACGGUUCUUGUUGAGGGUUAUGCCGCUCAUCUCAGCCAACUUCAGGCGCAUGGAGGCUCCAGACCUGCUCAAGGCAACGCCAGAAUGGUCAUCCCCAGAGGACAAUUUGGACUUCCUGGACUCAACUCCUCUCUCAGACGUCGAAGUUCUUUUAGAACAACGAAACGUGCCAUCUCCCAACCGAUUUUUGGUGGUAAACCGGAGACACUCGAGAGGAGUACGAGUGUUGGACCCCAUGGGGCACCUAGAUCAGCUCCACCAACAAAAUCACCAGCACCUGAAAAACUCUGACGUUUCGCCCGCUGCCGCUCAUUCUUCGAGUCACGGCAGUCGGAAAAUCGUUGAAAUAUCUACAUUUUUUUCGAAUUUUAUAAAUAUUCCUGAGGAAUCUCGCGGAUUAGUAAAAAAAGCGGAUUAGUAAACUGAGUGAAUUUUUUUGACAUCAAUUUUUAGCUGAUAUCUCGGAAUUGAGGGAAAAUAGCGCGUUUUUUGCAUAAACAUUUUUUAAAGAAAAAGAUGAGAUCUGGAAAAAAGGUGUCUAUGAAAAUAUCAUUAUCUUCAUUCAAUCUCGAGGUAUUGGGUAAAAACUGGUCUUCGGAAAGGUACAAUGUUUCUAGUUUACCAGUUCGCAGUAGAAAUGAUGUUUUCAAUCUGCCGUUUAAUUUUUAUUUUCCGGGCUUCGGGAAAUACUUGAGAGUUCUCGAGAGAAUGUUUUUACAAACAUUGAAUCACUGGAGAAAUCUCUCGUAGGGAUUUAUCGGCAAUCCGAAGCCCAAAUUAUUGGCAGUUUAUUUUUUAUACAUUCCUUCGAGCACUCGAUAAUGUACUUUAUCAAAAAAAUUGAAACACUGAGUCAGUAAAUUCCCAGAUCUUCGGCGAUACAGAAAUAAGUUAGAUUAAUCUCGCAAAUAAUUGUUUAAUACGAUUACCUGAGGAUAAUUUAAAAAAAUAUGUUAACACGAAAAUAUUGAAUUUUAAUGUGUAUUUCAUCGAUUAUUGACUUUGUGGCAAAAUUUAUUUGACAAUUAUUUCCAUGGACCCGCCUUUUUUCGAAUAUUUAAAAAAUUUUUCAAUACCAAUAUUUUUCAAUUGAAUCGAAUGAUUGCACUCCGACAAAUGACUCCAGACUGGCUCAACGCUCUGGACUAGAAGAUAAAUUAAUUGAAUAAAUAUUCAAAAUUAAUGAACACAUAUUGACCGUUUGUAUUGUUGUAAUAUGUACGAUAAUUGUAAAUGGAAGUGAUCAAGAAAAAUAAACUAAAACUAUUUUACGUCGUUAAAUAUUCUACGUGAAAAUAUGAAUAAUAUAAAUAUAUAUUUAAUAUAAAAAAGUCAUAUUUUUGUUAGUCUACCAUUGAGAGAUGAAUUAAUUGAUAAUAUGAAUCGACGUUGAAAUUGUUUAUGUAUAUGUAAAGUAUACGCACGUAAUAGUUAUUACUCUAAACCAUAAAACCCAAAAAUCCCUGAAUUAAAAAAUUUUUUCCGGAAAAACCAUUGAAGCCACUUUAAUUCAUGGAUUUUUGUGGAAAUCGUUGACUCAUGUUGAUUUGUCUAGCGCGUGAUUAAUCCCUUAAUGUAAAAUUUUAUUCUUUCGAAAUAAAAGUGAACAAAAAGUGCAAAAAAAUUGUGUGAUGGAAGUGAAGAGAUAUAACAAUAAAGUCAUUGUUGUUAAAUUU